Molecule: messenger RNA, 5457 nt
Organism: Centrocercus urophasianus (Greater sage-grouse)
Lineage: Eukaryota; Metazoa; Chordata; Aves; Galliformes; Phasianidae
Gene: PABPC4
Product: poly(A) binding protein cytoplasmic 4
Exons: 15
Coding region: 2860-4611 (583 amino acids)
Cellular component (GO): cytoplasmic stress granule; ribonucleoprotein complex; cytosol
Molecular function (GO): poly(A) binding; poly(U) RNA binding; mRNA 3'-UTR binding
Source: RefSeq, a predicted model, not a curated record
UGUGGAGCUGGAGGCGUUUUUCACAGGCACUUCUUACAGAGCAGAAGUCUCUUCUUCUGGCUGCUCACCUGUUGUGAUUCAACACUUCCCAUCACUCCUGGUAGAGCUGAUGGCUGCACGUUGCUGUGUGUGCAGGCAGCUGCGCAGCACUCUGACGUUCUUGAGCUGGUGGGAAAGGUUCGUUGUGCAGUGUGUGGAACUGUGCUGUCUCGUGGGCAGAAUCCAUGCUGGUUUACUCUGGCCGGAUUGUUUUUAAUAGUUCAAUUUGGCACCUCCUUAAGUAGAUGUUCCAGGGCUAAAGCAGUGGAAACGUACAAAGGAUGGGACAGAAAAGGUGAUUGUGUGUGUGUGAAGCACCUUUUUUCUGUAGAAAAGUAGGUCGGUAUUUUAUGCCCUCGUUUUCAGAGCCGUUACUUGUUGACUGGCUCUCAUUUAUUGCUCUGAGCGGUGAUUUAGCAGGGUCUAUAUAUAGACAUCUCCAGAACAGAUAGGCGAGAGCGCUUCCCUUGGAUUCAGAAUCAAUUCAUAACAGUCAGUGACCUCCUGUUGCCUGCAAUUGGCCGUCCUGCUUUACAGUUUUGUAGAGAGCAGAUAGCAGAUAAAUACAUUGCCUUCAGGUCAAAGUCUUCACGUGGUGUGGAAAAGAAAUGUCAUCACAAAGCCGUGCUCCUGCAAGCCAGUAGAGCCUCUGAGCUCUCGGCGGAUUUCAUGUGAGCUGGCUGUGAUGUGCCCUCUGUCCUCUUCCCAGCUCAGGCUGCCUCUGUGCUCUUGAAGUAGAGAAGACCUGUGUCGUGUGGGUGUAGGUGUGAUGUUGAAAGGGAAGGGUAGCCGUUGUGUGUGCUUGCUGUAGCAGGAAGAAGUUCUCAUAGGAAUAUGGAGAUAGCCGGCCUCCGCAUGUGUGUCAAGGCAAACUUUUUAUGGUAAUAAAUAGGCGUGAGGUUGGGGGGAUGUUGUGUCAUUCUGGGCUCCUGGAGAAGCAGCAGACGUUUUAGGAAGUCCCAGUGCUUGGAUUGAUACUUUGACAGAGUAGCUGGUGUCCUGUUACUGGCAGGUCUUCCAAGGUCAAGUGACUUGAACCUUAUCUUUCAGUUGCUACUGGGAGGAAGAAAUGUGCAAACUCUCCUGCCUCCACAAAGAGAUCUGUUUCGAAAAGCUCCUUCCUGGUGCAGCAAACAGCAGCGUGUUAUUUUGUAUGAGUAAAGGGCAGCUACUGUGCUGAAUGUAAUGGGGCAGAACAUCAGCAGGUGGGAGGCAGAGCAGCUGGUGUGUUGGGGUCUCUCUGAAACCAAGACUCAAACUUCAUGGGGAAUAUAAUUUUUGUUGUCAAAUGCAUGAGUUUUAGGUUUGGCUUCAUGGUGGCUGUGCUUUCUGCAUGAGGGCUUUCAGAGAAGAUCUGUGCUUUCUUUCUAGGGAUGCAUAAUCAGAAAUGCAUUUGGGCUUUAUAUGUCCAUUCUAGGAAAUGAUGGGCAGCAUUCUGUAGCACUGCUACAGCAUGGUGCAUAAAAGCACUCGGGAAGCUUUGUGCUCCCAAAACUUGUAGGAAAGCUCUUGUGGGCACACUGCUGGUGUGUUAGAAAUGGUGGAAGGCAGUGAAGCUGAUAGGAUGGUUUGUAUUUCCUGGAUACCUUCUGUAGAAGUGGGAGUGCUUUGUAAAUCUGAAGGUUUGGCACAUCUUAACCUUUGUGUGGGAAAUGGGAUUCUCUCCUUACUGACCAGAACUGUAAAUUAGAAGCAGAACUGUUUACAAGGCGGGCAGCAGCCAGAAGUUUGCUGUUCUUUGGGACCAGCAGGGGAUCACUGUGUUCACAUCCUGAACAUCCGAGUUUCCAGAACUCUGCGUCUAAACUGGCUCAGGGCUUGCAUUUUUCUUGGUUUUCCUCAGUUAAUGGGGUGAUGCUGUGCCCUGGGUUACUUUUUGGACACGUGUUGUCUGAUAGUCUGCAGAGAGGUUGUUUUUAGUGAAAAUGAGCUCUGCUGCCUUCAGCUGAAGCUCUGUGGCACAGCAGUCGGUGGAUGCUCAGUGCUGGGUCCGUGCUGUUCUGAUGGGCAGCUCAGGGAAUGCUUCAAAGUUCUGGCGAGUUCAGACUUGGCCAUGGUUGUUAAUAUUUUUAACUGUAAGUGGAAAGAAAACAAACUCAUUUUAUUUGGAAGAAAAGCUUUUAAAUAUGUUCCUCAUGCAGUCUCGUGUUUCAGGGUUUCAUAACGUUGACAGUUAAGACAACUCAGAUAAUGAUGGAGAGAAACUUCAACGUGGCCAUAGAGAUAAGCUGCUCUGGGAGUACAGAGAACACCACGUGUUUCUCAAGCCAAGAAGGAACCUGAGGCUGGGAUGAGAUAAGUGUCUCUAAACAGAGAGCUGUAGGAGGGUGUGGAUAAACUUGUCCCUCCUCCUCCUUAAAGGAGAGACGGCGGCAUGAAAGACGUGCAGUGCAAAGCAGGGGUGCAGUUGGAAGGAAGGAGUGGUUUUGUACGUGAUCUUCACUGCUGGCAGCGUUUUGUUACACUUCAGUGAUGAAGGGACUGAAGGAAUGGACAUCAAGUAUGCUGAUUAACCUUGCCAGCUCUAAGUGGCUAAAUUUGCACUGUUUUUGUUGUCAGGUCUUUAUUACCUAGUGACACAAGCGAGAGCACAGAGGUCUGCAGAGCAGCUGAUAAAACUCCUUGUGCUGAGCUUCUGUGAGUGACUCCUGGUGCGUGGUAUGUCUGUGCUGCUCAGCCACACGGCCAUCUCCAGCACUGUGUUAGCUCUGUGUCAGGGAGCCUAGCCUGCAGGCACUUGAAGAAGAAUGGAGAAAGCCUGGAAGAGACUCAGUGUGUGAGCAGUGUUGGGUUUGAGUUGCAGUCCAGCCUGCUGGGAGGAUGACAGGAACCAGUGGGAGAGAAACAGAUACAGGAGCUGAAAUGGCUGAAGCUGAACGUGCUCUAGACACCAUGAACUUCGAUGUGAUCAAAGGGAAGCCCAUUCGCAUCAUGUGGUCUCAGAGGGACCCCUCGUUGAGGAAGUCGGGGGUUGGGAACGUCUUCAUUAAGAACCUGGACAAAUCCAUUGAUAACAAGGCACUUUAUGACACGUUCUCAGCGUUUGGGAAUAUUUUGUCCUGCAAGGUGGUGUGUGAUGAGAAUGGCUCUAAGGGCUACGCAUUUGUGCACUUUGAGACCCAGGAUGCUGCAGAUAGAGCCAUCGAGAAGAUGAACGGCAUGCUGCUAAACGACCGCAAAGUAUUUGUUGGGAGAUUCAAGUCUCGUAAGGAGCGGGAGGCUGAGCUGGGAGCCAAGGCAAAGGAAUUCACCAACGUUUAUAUUAAGAACUUUGGGGAUGACAUGGAUGAUGAAAGACUAAAGGAACUCUUCAGUAAAUAUGGUAAGACUCUGAGUGUUAAAGUGAUGACAGACCCCACUGGAAAAUCCAAAGGCUUUGGCUUUGUAAGCUUUGAAAAGCAUGAAGAUGCUAACAAGGCAGUGGAAGAAAUGAAUGGGAAGGAUAUCAAUGGGAAAAUGGUGUUUGUAGGCCGAGCACAGAAGAAGGUGGAGCGCCAGGCAGAGCUGAAAAGGAGAUUUGAACAGCUAAAACAAGAGAGGAUCAGCCGGUACCAGGGAGUUAACCUAUACAUUAAAAACCUAGAUGACACUAUAGAUGAUGAAAAACUGAGGAAGGAAUUCUCACCUUUUGGGUCAAUAACAAGUGCAAAGGUGAUGCUGGAAGAUGGACGGAGCAAAGGAUUUGGCUUUGUCUGCUUUUCCUCUCCAGAGGAAGCUACGAAAGCUGUGACAGAGAUGAAUGGUCGAAUAGUGGGCUCAAAGCCACUCUAUGUUGCACUUGCACAAAGGAAAGAAGAGCGGAAGGCUCAUCUAACUAAUCAGUACAUGCAGCGCAUUGCUGGCAUGAGAGCCUUGCCAGCCAACACAAUCAUUAAUCAGUUCCAGCCUGCUGCUGGCGGUUAUUUCAUGCCUGCUGUGCCCCAGGCUCAGAGCAGACCCACUUACUAUGCACCCAAUCAGAUGGCACAGAUGAGACCCAACCCGCGCUGGCAGCAAGGAGGAAGACCUCAAGGCUUCCAGGGAAUGCCAAGCGCCAUGCGCCAGUCUGGGCCACGGCCAGCCCUGCGCCACCUGGCCCCUGCUGGCACUGCUCCUGUCUCUCGUGGCCUCCCUGUUUCUGCCCAGCGAGUCGGUGUUACCACUGCAGGACAGAACUUGGCUCCUCGUCCACCUGUAGCUGCUCCUGCUCCCAGAGCAGUUCCCCCUUAUAAAUAUGCCUCAAGUGUCCGCAGCCCACAUCCACCUGUACAACCUUUGCAGGCGCCUCAGCCUGCAGUACACGUGCAGGGACAGGAACCACUAACAGCCUCCAUGCUGGCUGCUGCCCCUCCCCAGGAGCAGAAACAGAUGCUGGGAGAACGUUUGUUCCCUCUUAUUCAAGCUAUGCAUCCCAGCCUCGCAGGGAAGAUCACAGGAAUGUUGCUGGAGAUUGACAACUCGGAGCUGUUGCACAUGCUGGAGUCUCCAGAGUCCCUCCGGUCAAAGGUGGAGGAGGCUGUCGCAGUGUUGCAGGCUCACCAAGCCAAGAAAGAAGCUGCCCAGAAGGUGGGUGUGGUUGCUGCUACCUCUUAAGCCAGGAAGACUGGUGAGUGUCUCAGUCCUCGGCUUUGAUUAAAAGCUUCCAGGAUUGGUAAAUAAAGCAAGGCAGUCACUGAGUGUUCUUGGUCUGGGAGGCUUAUGUUGGUUUGGGAGCGGCGCUUGUCUGAUUUUAGCCAGUUCUUCAAAAAUCUGUUUAAUUAAGCAUUGGAAAGAUGAUGCGUGAAUUGCUGAAGUGUUUCUGUUGGGAAGUCAUGGAAGUACAGCAGAUUGAGAUGAGUCUUGUGCCAGUGCUGAUCUAGGAGAUAAAAUGACGUGCAAGAUGUUCUGGUGACUUCAGGGUGAAGUGCUGUGCUGGUGCCAUUGCUUGUCCUGCAGUCAUCUGCCUGCAGCGUGCAUCAGAGGCUGCUGCCAGCAGAGCCAUUCCUGGUGCAGCUCUGCCCAAACAAAUGCUGUCUCCUGUGUCCAGCUCCAGACACCUAGAGAAGGCUUUUAUUCCCCAGUACCUGGCAGGUAACGUCUUCCUCCUUUUCCUGCAGGAUGCAAAGAAGCCAAAUAGCCCCUGCCAGGUGUCAGCUCUGCAGAUUCUGCACUGUGCUGCAGGACUCAGGGCCGUGCGGCACGUCGCGUAGUUACACUGCAUUUUGUAAACCAGUCCUUAAACUCUUACCAAGCCGACUCUGCGCAGCUCUAGAUUUCCAAAACCAGAAUUGAGUUUGCAAGCUUCCCUUGUGUCACAGCAGGGUUACCGCUUGUCUUUUCGAAGUGCAACAUCGAGGAUUUCCAGUUAAAGCAUUUUGUGGUUUUGGUUUUAACUCAAAGUCCAGUGUGGAAAGUUCUGGAAAGUCUUUUGUCAAUAAAGGAAUAAAAUCUUUGUCUGCA